Molecule: messenger RNA, 2201 nt
Organism: Pogonomyrmex barbatus (red harvester ant)
Lineage: Eukaryota; Metazoa; Arthropoda; Insecta; Hymenoptera; Formicidae
Product: katanin p60 ATPase-containing subunit A-like 2
Molecular function (GO): ATP binding; protein binding; ATP hydrolysis activity
Source: RefSeq, a predicted model, not a curated record
UUUUUUUACAAAUAUGUUCUCAGAGAAUCCAUAAUCAUUUUAUCUUCGAUAUCACUUCUUUUUCGCGGAUCAAAAAUAUUAUAAAAAAUAAUAUCAAAAGUAUUUCACGCAUCUUUUUUGUAAUAUAUUGAACACAAUCAAAUGUUGCCCCUCUGAUUUUAAUGAGCUUCGAAUAUUAAAUAUUAAGAUAUAAAGGAAAAUAAGACACGUAUUUUUAUAUCUGCAUUUCUCGCACGUCAAAGGAAUGAAACUUCCCGUUGAAAUAUACCACAAUGAAUUUGUUAAGAAUUUCAACUAAUAACAGAAAAAGCAAUCUUUUUCUAUAUCCUUAAAUUGAUAUAAAAAAAAAAGAAGAAGAAAGCUAAGAUAAAGGAUAAGAUGAGGGAAAUGUAAAGUCCCCGGAACCGCGCGCGAAAACGAUGUCAACGACACGAUGCUCAUAUCCGUUACGGAAUUGUCGUUGAUCAGCAGAGUAUAGGGAUGACGUUAAGUUCCCGGCAAAUUACUCGCAAUCAGUCCACAUCUAACACGAUGGGACCAACUUGUAAAUUCGUCGUGCAAUGGGUAACUACUAUAAGUGUCCACAGGAGGAAAAACGUGUCCAAGAACGUCGGCGUCACCUGAUUUAUCUAAUCGCUGCCUUUUUACGAGAGCAAGGUUAUUCCAAUACCGUAGAGAGUCUCUUCAAAGAAGCUCAACUCUCCCGAGACAUUAACGUGUGCGACAACAUCGAUCUGGAAACUAUUAUUCUCGAGUACGUCGAUCAUUAUUAUGCCAAGUACAACAGAUAUCCAAAAUUAUGUAAGAAGGCGGAAAUCGGGAAUGUCAUACAAACUACCAACAAUAAGAAAGAAAGAGUUUCAAAGAUUCUCAAUCCCAAGCAAGAGGAUAGUCGCGUUACCGAGGAAUGUAACAAUAUUGGUAGAAAUAAAGUCGCAAAAGCGAUACAUACCGCUUCCACGUGGAACGAAUUGAAUCUCGGUAUAACGGUGACGCCAAUCUUUCCUACAGAAAGCGGUGAUCAGCGAGUAAUCACACAAGUACCGAUAUCUGACGAAACUUUCGCCGACGGUGACAAACUACUCAAACCUAUCGGUAAUCUCUAUCCGCUCGGCUCUGAGCUAAAAGAAAUCGCAGAUGUUAUAUCACGGGAAAUAGUGCAACAAAAUUUAAAUGUUCAUUGGGAUGACGUGAAGGGACUGAAGGAUUGCAAAAUGUUGUUGAAAGAAGCUAUACUCUAUCCCCUGAAAUAUCCGAGCUUAUUUAGCGGGAAACUCAGUUCUUGCAAGGGUGUACUAUUAUAUGGUCCACCAGGAACUGGCAAAACGAUGCUCGCAAAAGCGGUUGCUACCGAAUGUGAAUCUACCUUUUUUAACAUCACUUCCAGUUCCAUCAUUAGCAAAUGGAGAGGAGAUUCGGAAAAAUAUAUUCGCGUGCUCAUCGAUCUUGCUAAACAUUAUGCACCAACGAUAAUUUUUAUCGAUGAGAUCGAUUGGACGACUACGAGAAACACGGACUACAUUUCGUUAAGCUCGGAACCUAUUAGAAGAUUCCGAGCGGAAUUUCUCGCCAGAUUGGAUGGUUUAUUGUCAAUGGAAUAUAUAAAUGUAGUGUUGUUAGCAGCUACAAACGUUCCAUGGAAUAUAGACAUUGCCUUGUUGAGACGUUUAGAAAAGCGGAUAUUUGUGGAUCUGCCUGACGAAAUUAGUCGAUUGGAAAUAUUGCGAUCUUAUGUGCGCGACGAUCUGCAUGACUCGCCGGAUAUUUUCAAACUUGCUCAAGAAACUAUAGGAUAUUCUUGCGCAGAUUUGAAACUGCUGUGUAAAGAGGCGUGGCUCGAGCAAUUGCGGCCUAUUUGGGCGAGUCUCGAGGCUAAAGCGAUCUCUGUGAGUGAUAUUCAAAAUGAUGGCCUGAUCAGCGCAAUGAACUACAUUAUGCUCGCUAAGUCCAAGGUAAAACCCAUCGCCAAACAUAUGAGUACGCAAUAUAUGGAAUGGCAUAAGGAAUUUGGUUUCUCAAAAUAAAAAAGUAGCAAAAUAGCUUAGUUUUUCAAUUGUAACAAGAAACAUGACAUCUUCGAAAUGACACAUUAUAGAUCAACUUUUUGUGAAAUAGUGAUGUUUCGUGAUUUCGAUAUAUACACAUAAAUCUUUUCUUAUAAAUUUUGGUUUUUAUCAUUUAAAAUAGCAUUAAAAAAAAUC